GGGAGCGAGUGGUUCGCCCCCUUCAUCUACUGGUUUCGCCAAGGGGACAACGUACACUUUAGUGCUCCUGUGGCCACAAACGACCCGAGAAGACCAGCGAAGGCAGAGACCAAGGGCCGAUUCCACCUCCUCGGGAACCGCAGGGACGACUGCUCCCUGAGCAUCAGAGACGCCAGGAUGAGCGACUCGGGAACCUACUUCUUCCGAGCGGAAAGAAAUCAUCCUCAGAAAUACACUUACCGAAAUACGCUGAACUUGCAGGUGACAGCCCUGACAGAGAAACCCAACAUCCACUUUCUGGAGCCUCUGCAGUCUGGCCGCCCCACGAGUCUGACCUGCAGCCUGCCAGUCGUCUGCGAUGGGGCAAGAUUUCUCUGGUUCUCCUGGGCGGGGGACACCCUUGAUGCAGUGGACCCAGAGACGCUCCACAGCUCGGUGCUCACCCUCACGCCGAGGCCCCAGGACCAUGGCACCAACCUGACCUGUCAGGUGAAACUCCAAGGAGGUCAGGGGACCACACUGGAGAGGACCGUCCAGCUCAAUGUCUCCUAUGCUCCACAGCUGAUGACCAUCAGACUACUCCAGGGGAACUCCACGGACCUGAAGAGCUUGAGCGAUGGCACCUCCCUCCCGGUCCUGGAGGGUCAGUUCCUGCGCCUUAUCUGUGUGGCUGACAGCAACCCUCCUGCUGUGCUGAGCUGGCUCCAAGAUGGAAAAGCCCUGAGUCCCUCCCAGCCCUCAGCACCCGGCGUCCUGGAGCUGCCCCAUGUGGGGGCUGCAGAUGGAGGAGAAUUUACCUGCCAAGCUCAGAACGUGCUGGGCUCCCGGCAUGUCUCCAUCAGCCUCUCUGCGUGGAAAAAUGCCCCCUCCUGCAGCUGUGUGUGUGAGGAGCAGCAGGGCUCCUGGCCCCUGGUCCUCACCCUGAUCCGAGGAGCCCUCAUGGGGGCUGGCUUCCUCCUCACCUACGGCCUCACCUGGAUAUACUACACCAGGUGUGGAGGCCACUAGGGAGCAGGGCUGAGAGGUGUGACUGAGCCUCCUUCCUUCUCAAGACGGGACUGAGGUGUGGACCCGGAGUCCGGAGGACAGACACGGGGACAUCGCCGUCAGCUUCUCCCUGGAAACUCUCCACUCCAACCCUGUCUCAUUUGUACCCACGAGAUUUUAAUUUGUGGAGGUGACUGCGUGACAACACAGAGCGUCAAUACCACUGAAAGGAGACUGUUAUUAGUGACAUUUUCCCAGAGUGGCUGUCACGUCACGCGGGGUAGGGCCAAGCAGGAAGCGCCAGGUUCAGGAAGCAGGAGCUCCUGCAGGGAAGGCUCAGCCAGAGCCUUUCUUGGGGUUUCCAUGGGAACGGCGAUGCUGGGCAGGGAAAUACUUUAGGAUCUGCUAGCUUGAAUAAUUCUGGUGGGCUUUGGGCUAUAGGGGUGGUGUUAAAUAGCCUGUUACCUGUUCAUGGAUGACUUUGGGUCGGGGAAGUAGUGGCUUUGUCGUGUGAGGGGUAGAUAAUGGGGGGGGGGUUGGGGAUUAUGGGGUAGAAACUGGUCGGUUUGCAUUUGAGAAAAUGAGCUCCCAGCAGAGUUUUUCUGUCUGGAAGACUUGGCUGACCCUGGGAGGCAGUGUCCUUCCCAGGCCAGCAAGUUUUUUAAGAUGUCAAAACAUCCUAAGAGACAGAAAAUAAAACAUGGUUAUCGCAUACACACCCCGACUGCCUGCUGCAUUGUUUCUGCAGUGCCAUGGCCAGCCUGCCGCUCUGCCUCUGCUCUUGGUCCUGUUACACCCUGCCUUCCCGCCCUGUUUCUCUCCCUCCAUCCCUAGCUCUGCAAAGGGAAUCUUGAGGCUUAUUUUCUCAUCACCCAGAAGUUACCUGUUUCACACUCAAGUUUCUGGUC
This is a messenger RNA of Vicugna pacos (alpaca), 1895 nucleotides long. The record is from RefSeq and is a predicted model, not a curated record. Lineage: Eukaryota; Metazoa; Chordata; Mammalia; Artiodactyla; Camelidae.